GCGGGAGGAGUAAAGAUGGCGGUGCGGGGGUCUCUGCCUUCUGCUCCUGGCUGAAGCGCUCUGAGGGACGCGGCAGCGGUUCCCCUAGCCGCAGCAGCGAUCUAGUGCUUGUAGUUUCGGCAGCACCGGCCGGGGCCGGAGCAAUGGCGGAGCUGGAGCACCUGGGAGGAAAGCGGGCAGAGUCGGCGCGAAUGCGGCGCGCAGAGCAGCUUCGGCGCUGGCGGGGCUCAUUGACAGAGCAGGAGCCCGCGGAGCGACGAGGCGCGGGGCGGCAGUCGCUGACGAGGCGUGGGAGCCCCAGGGUCCGCUUCGAGGAUGGUGCUGUCUUCCUGGCCGCCUGCUCUAGCGGGGACACAGACGAGGUAAAAAAGCUUCUGGCAAGAGGUGCCGACAUAAACACGGUCAACGUGGACGGCUUGACAGCCCUUCACCAGGCCUGUAUUGAUGAAAAUUUGGACAUGGUGAAGUUUCUGGUAGAGAACAGAGCCAAUGUAAACCAGCAAGACAAUGAGGGCUGGACACCGCUUCAUGCAGCGGCUUCCUGUGGCUAUCUCAACAUAGCAGAGUAUUUCAUUAACCACGGAGCCAGUGUGGGUAUUGUCAACAGUGAAGGUGAAGUCCCCUCUGACCUUGCAGAAGAGCCAGCCAUGAAGGAUCUUCUUCUGGAGCAAGUAAAGAAGCAAGGAGUUGAUCUGGAGCAGUCAAGAAAAGAAGAAGAGCAGCAGAUGUUGCAGGAUGCCCGCCAGUGGCUCAACAGUGGGAAAAUAGAGGACGUGAGGCAGGCUCGCUCAGGGGCCACGGCGCUUCAUGUGGCUGCUGCCAAGGGCUACUCCGAAGUCCUCAGACUUUUAAUUCAGACUGGCUAUGAACUCAAUGUUCAGGAUCACGAUGGCUGGACUCCCCUCCAUGCUGCUGCGCACUGGGGAGUGAAAGAGGCUUGUUCGAUCCUGGCAGAAGCACUCUGUGACAUGGACAUCCGAAACAAACUGGGCCAGACACCAUUUGAUGUGGCUGAUGAGGGUCUUGUGGAGCACUUGGAGAUGCUUCAGAAGAAGCAGAAUGUGCUGCGAAGUGAAAAGGAGACACGGAAUAAACUCAUUGAGUCAGACCUGAACAGCAAAUUGCAUGGUGGACUCUUUAAGAACAAAGAGAAGAUGCUUUAUGAGGAGGAGACACCGAAGUCCCAAGAAAUGGAGGAAGAAAACAAGGAAUCCAGCAGCUCCAGCUCAGAGGAAGAAGAAGGUGAAGAUGAAGCUUCUGAGUCAGAAACUGAGAAGGAGGCAGAUAAAAAGCCAGAAGCCAUUGUCAACCAUUCCAACUCUGAAAAUAAGAGUAGCAUCACGGAGCAGAUACCACCACCAGCUCAGAAUACCUUCUCUGCCUCUUCCGCUAGGAGAUUCUCCUCCAGCCUUUUUAACAAGUCAGAAGAGCCCAAAGAUGAAUCUCCUUCUUCAUGGAGAUUGGGACUCAGAAAAACUGGCAGCCACAACAUGCUGAGUGAGGUGGCCAAUUCCAGGGAAGCUCUAAGGGACCGAGGCUCUUCCAUCUACCGCUCCUCGUCAAGCCCUCGGAUUUCUGCUCUGCUGGACAACAAAGAUAAGGAGAGAGAAAACAAAAGCUAUUUUAGUUCACUAGCACCUCGGAGACUCAGCAGCACAAGUGACAGUGAAGAAAAGGAGAACAGAGAAUCAGCUGUUAAUCUAGUGAGGAGUGGCUCCUAUACCCGGCAGCUAUGGAGGGAUGAAGGAAAGGGAAAUGAAACCCCACAGACAAUUGCUCCUUCCACCUAUGUAUCAACCUACUUGAAAAGGAUUCCUCCCAAAUCCCAGUCUGAGUCGAUAGCCGAGAAAACAGCAGACAAUGUCUCUUCUAGCACUCCGCUCUGUGUGAUCACCAAUCGCCCUCCACCUAGCACUGCCAAUGGGGUUUCAACUGCCACUGUGCUCUCCACUGCUGGAACAGACUCCUCUCUGGAAGCCAGGGAGAAGAGGAGGUCCUAUCUGACUCCCGUACGGGAUGAGGAAGCAGAGUCUUUACGGAAAGCACGCUCCAGACAGGCUCGGCAGACACGAAGGUCUACUCAAGGUGUUACCCUAACAGACCUUCAGGAAGCAGAAAGGACUUUCAGCCGGUCGAGGGCAGAGAGGCAAGCUCAGGAGCAGCCUACCGAGAAGCCGGUAGACACCGAAGGGCUUGAGGGGAGCACUGAGAAGCAUGAGCCCUCAGCAGUCCCAGCAAAGGAGGCUGAGGGGGGCCAGCCGCCCUGGGGCAGGAGUCUGGAUGAAGAGCCUGUCUGUCGUCGCCUGAGGUGUCCAACUCAACCAGACAAACCCAAAACACCAGUGUCUCCUACAUCAAACCCCUCACUCUACACCAGUUCCCAUCUGCUACAGACAAGCAGAUUUUCAGUCCCUGAUUCUGAGAGUUCAGAGACUCCCACAAACACGACAACUACAAGGGACAUGGACAAAAAUGAAAGUGAAGAAGCAGAUCUGGAUGAUCAGUCCUCUAACAGGCUAUCCAUCCGAGAGAGAAGGCGACCCAAGGAACGACGAAGAGGCACAGGCAUCAAUUUCUGGACAAAAGAUGAGGAUGAAACCGACGGCUCUGAAGAGGUCAAAGAAACACGGCAUGAAAGACUUUCUAGGUUGGAAUCUGCAGGUAGUAACCCUACAACCAGCGAUUCUUAUGGGGACCGGGCUUCCGCAAGAGCCCGUCGGGAGGCCCGGGAGGCCCGUCUAGCCACCCUGACCAGCCGUGUAGAAGAGGACAGCAACAGGGAUUAUAAAAAACUGUACGAGAGUGCCCUGACCGAAAACCAAAAACUGAAAACAAAACUUCAAGAGGCCCAGCUAGAGCUAGCAGACAUAAAAGCCAAGCUUGAGAAGAUGGCCCAGCAGAAACAAGAGAAGACCUCUGACCGAUCAUCAAUGCUGGAGAUGGAGAAACGGGAGAGGCGAGCCUUGGAGCGGAAAAUGUCUGAAAUGGAGGAAGAGAUGAAGGUGUUAACAGAACUGAAAUCUGACAACCAGAGGCUGAAAGAUGAAAAUGGUGCCCUCAUCAGAGUCAUCAGCAAACUGUCUAAAUAGACUAGGCUCCAGAUUUGAGAGGGAGGGAAGGGACAGCAUUUGCUGCCCCUGCCUCUCUUCCAGCCCUUGCCUUCCAACCAAGAAGUGGAUGUUUUGGUGGAAGGACACUUUUUUCUGACCCUCUUCAGUCACCUCUGCACUGUACGGUUUCUCUGCGCUCUCAGUGCCCUGUUCCUCUCACCCCCCACCCCAAGUUUUAUGACAGAUUUAAUUGAAGCAUGAUUGCAAUCAUUUGAGCCAUCUGGAGAAGGCUUUGGGGAAGACACCAGGCUCAGCCGUGGACCCCCCCAACUUCCUGCUGCUAGCUACUUUGUCCACAUUGGAUUUGGUUCUAACACGUAAGGCUUCUACCCAAACCCGUACUCCUCAGCUUUUUACACUGAGCCCGUGUCCUCUGUUAAUAGGUGAGUCUUGCGGCAGCCACCCUGGGAUCCUGUCUGGGGCACGAAGAGAAACGGCAGGAUGUUGAAUUAAUCAUCAGGCGGCCUCUGAGCUGUGUUUCUAUUAGAGUCAGUGACAGUGUGACAGUGACUCUGCAUUGAGGCUCUCGAAUCUUCACCUCUCAGGAACUGAGUUAUUUUUAUUUUUUUCUAUCAACGACCCAGUAACAUCCCUGACUAGUCUGAAUCCCUAUUCCUCCCUCGUGUCUAGCGCUUUCUCCAAGACUCAGAUGGCCCUGGCUUCAUUUAUUCCUUUCCUUUCUUGUACUUUUUCCUCCCUGCCCCACCCCCUCACUCGAUGGUAGAACAGAGCACCUGACCUUGCCUAUCUUUGGCCAUCGUGGAAAAUCAUUAUUCUGGAGACCAGAAAAUCACCAAUCACUCUGGUGCCUUGGUGGCAGCACCACCAGCCCUCUCCCUGGAAAACCAGAGCAUGGCGUCAGUGCCAGCGCGUGAUUUUCAUCUCCCACUUAUCUUCCCCUUACAAAGUAUUUUUUUUAUUAGAAAAUCUGGGCUCCGAAUACCCCAGUCUGCCUUGUUCCCUUUGACCUGUUUUCUUCUCUUCACUCUGGCACCUGCUCCUGAUGAGAAAUGAAGUCAGUGUAAGGAGGACUGAGAGGUGGUGAGGUAGAUUGUUGGGGGAUGGACCAGGGAGUGGUGCAGGCUAGAAGGACACAUGGCGGAAGUAUCGUAUCUGAGGACACUUGCAACAUGGUGACAAAGAAGAUAAAAGAUGGCAGCCCAUGGUGUUGCAGGAACGGUGGUGAAUUUGACUAUUUCUGGUGGUUAGAUUUAGGGGAGAGACGUUUGCUUUCUUAGAAGCUAACAGGAGAAACGAUGCUUAAUAGAAGUUUAAAGGAAUGAGGUACUUUGAACCCAUUGAUGAAAGUCAUGGAAUUGAGAGUGGGAAGGCCCAGAGGUCACGUGGUCCAGCUUUCUAGUGUUGUGUCACAAGGACCCCUGCUUCCAGAACUUUGACCCAGGAUUGGGUACCUCUGGUGGCUGUGCAUUUAUUACUCGAAAGUUGGGCAGCUCUAAUAACCAGAGGGUUUUUCCCGAUAGGAGCUGAAGUCAGCCUAUGGAUUCUCCCUGUGUCCAGAUCUACCCUUUGCAGCUCUUCUACACGACAGCCCUUCAGAUACGUGCACUGCUGGCCUCCCCUUCGCCUUAUUUCCCGAGCUGACGUCCUCCCUGGCCUUUCGGUCACUGCUCACACGCAUGCUUUUCCUGCCUGUUGCUUCUCCUCUAGACAAAAACAGCCUUUUAAAAUAUCAUGCCCAGA
Molecule: messenger RNA, 4811 nt
Organism: Propithecus coquereli (Coquerel's sifaka)
Lineage: Eukaryota; Metazoa; Chordata; Mammalia; Primates; Indriidae
Gene: PPP1R12B
Product: protein phosphatase 1, regulatory subunit 12B
Exons: 24
Coding region: 144-3089 (981 amino acids)
Biological process (GO): signal transduction
Cellular component (GO): Z disc; cytoplasm; A band
Molecular function (GO): protein kinase binding; enzyme inhibitor activity; phosphatase regulator activity
Source: RefSeq, a predicted model, not a curated record